Messenger RNA from Eimeria tenella, 1308 nucleotides. RefSeq lists its product as uncharacterized. NCBI's taxonomy places the organism in Eukaryota, Apicomplexa, Conoidasida, Eucoccidiorida, Eimeriidae. The transcript has 9 exons. Bases 1 to 1308 code for a protein of 435 amino acids. The record is from RefSeq and is a predicted model, not a curated record.
AUGAAACAGAGGGGAGCAGCACCAGGAGCAGCAGCAGCAGGAGGCAAGAAGGGCCCCGGGGCCAAAAAGGCAGGAGGCUUAAAAGUGGGAAAAAAAGACGAAGGGAAAACCAAGAGGUUUUUUUGGGACCCUUUGUUUGCAGACGAUGUGCCGGGGACUGUUUUUCAGAAAAGAGAGUCUUUUCCCGUCAAAAAAGAAGACGUGGAGGAAACUUUCGCCAAGCUGGCGCCGAAGGCGAAAACAGAAGUCAAGAAGCCAAAGGUUCUUCAACUGCUGCCAGACUCCAAGAGGUCCCAUACCAUGAACAUUGCUUUGGCCAAAUUUAGCAACUAUUCUUAUCAAGAGCUCAGGGAGGCCAUCAUAGACCUAAACCCCAAGAUUUUAACUGUGGAGGCGACGGAGAGCCUCCUGACCUUCGUGCCCACGCCCGAGGAAACCGCGGUGAUGAAGGAAUACAUCAACUCGGGCGGAGAUCUCAGGCUGGUGGACCGCCCCGAACAGUUCGUUGCUGCUAUGCUGGGCAUUCCGCUGAUGAAGCAGCGGCUGGAGUGCCACUUGUUUGGGCUGAACUUCGGGGAGAACUUCCGGGAGGCGUGUGGACCAGUGGACCACUUGGCGGAAGCAGCAGCAGCAGCGCGCAGCAGCAAAACCCUCAGGAGCUUCCUCUUUGCUGUUCUCGAAAUCGGAAACCUCCUCAACUACGGAGACCCUCAAAGGGGGAAUGCCGAGGGUUUCAAACCCUCGACUUUGGCCAAGUUGAACGAAGUCCGCUCCACCACCAAGCCCGUCCGCACGCUUCUCCAGUACCUCUGCGACAUUAUUUGGGAACAAAACCCCGCAUUGUUGGACAUCUUCAGCGAACUCAAGAUCUGCGACAAGGCCCAGAAGAUCGACAUCGGCGCUGUGGAGGGGAAGAUCCAGGCCUUGAAGCAGGGAGUGGCGAAAGUCAAAAACACUGUUCAAAUGGCGCGAAAGGGAAAUGAAGCUUCGGGUGUCUUGGGAGAAAAAGACCCGCUGGCCACCAUCAUGGACGAAUUCGUCGAAGAGGCAGAACCCAAAGUUGCAGAACUUGAAAAGUUCCUCAAAGAAGCCAUGGAGGAAUUCACCUCCACUGUCCACUUUUUGGGCUAUCCCGAAAAAGACGUGAAGAAAAUAAAGCCCGACGAAUUCUUCAAACAGAUUUUUGCCUUCGUGCGAAACGUGGAAACUGUGCGGAAGGCGAAGCAGGAGCUUCUCGAUCGCGAGAGGAAGAAACUGGAAGCUGCUGCGAAGAAAGCAGGCAAGGCCGCGUCCCUCGCGAAGAAAUAA